Molecule: messenger RNA, 303 nt
Organism: Scutellospora calospora
Lineage: Eukaryota; Fungi; Glomeromycota; Glomeromycetes; Diversisporales; Gigasporaceae
Source: the annotation of a GenBank genome assembly
AUGGCUAUAAUAUCACGCCGGUUAUGGAAACAAACCGGUAGAGAAAUUGAAUUCGAAUCAAAUACUACCUAUGUUCCUCGAAGUGAAUUAGACGAGUUUCUUAGUCCUCCUCCUAGUCUUGGAUUUACCGAAAAUCGGCGCAAUUCAAAUCCUAAUCGCGGGAUGAAUUUUAAUCCCGGGUCAAGUGGGUCAAAUAGUUUUACUCAUACACAAAACAUUUCUAAUCCUAGGUUUGAAACUCAUCAUGCAGCAAGGAUACCAAAUAUUAAUCCAUAUUAUGGCAAUAAUAGCAAUAACAAUUAA